UACGACUCGUUCGAGUUUGCGCACCAGGACGCGCACUUUCCCCACACGCCCUCGUACAACGGCUCGUACCAGAACUCGCCCUACUCCAACAUCUCCGACCUCCCGCCGUUCGACGACGAGCACACGCUCGGCCUCUUCGAGACCGGCGCGGGCAUCUCCAUCACCGAAGAGUACGACCCCUCCGAGUACGACGUGCCGUCCACAUCGGGCCUGCUCUUCGACGACUCGUUCAUCUCGCCCGAGAACUUCCCGCACGUGUCGAUCACCCCGCCGAUGUACGACCAAAAGUCCGCGUCCGCGUCUGCGUCGCCGGCCGUGUUCGACCACAGCUCGCCGGGCUCGAGCAACGGCGGCGAGGACGACGCGCGCAGCGGCGCGUCCACGGCGUCGUCGUAUGUCCACGAUGCGUCGCCGCGCCUGGACUUUGCGCAGAACUUUGAGAACCUGCACUUUGAGUCGCCUGCGUGGGCGCAUGCGCACCUGCCGGGCGCCGACAGGACGUCUCCGCCGGUGCAGAAGCCCCAGUCGCCGCCGCAGCUGGUGAUUCCGUCGAGCCCGUCUCCU
This is a messenger RNA of Postia placenta MAD-698-R-SB12, 564 nucleotides long. RefSeq lists its product as hypothetical. The annotation marks the transcript as partial. The record is from RefSeq and is a predicted model, not a curated record. NCBI's taxonomy places the organism in Eukaryota, Fungi, Basidiomycota, Agaricomycetes, Polyporales, Adustoporiaceae. The transcript has a single exon.